AUGCCUCACCUCGUGCCGUUUUUCGAGCAGGUAGAUAAGCUGCAGGAGACGUUCGUCGAUAGGCUGAAGGAGGCUGUGGCUAUUCCGAGCAUCAGCUCUGAAGAUGAGCGGAGGAAGGACGUCGUGAAGAUGGGCCAUUGGCUCGCCGACCAGAUCAAAGCACUCGGUGGUACAGUAGAGCUGCGCGAGCUCGGAAAGCAGCCUGGCCGCGAGCACCUCGACCUCCCGCCCUGCCUCCUCGGCCGAUACGGCAACGACCCCAAGAAGCCGAAUAUUCUCAUCUACGGCCACUACGAUGUACAGCCUGCGCAGAAGUCGGACGGCUGGGCGACCGAUCCAUUCAAGCUGAGCAUUGACGACAAGGGCCGCAUGUAUGGACGCGGUUCGACGGACGAUAAGGGACCAGUUCUCGGCUGGCUUAACGCGAUUGAGGCACACCAGAAGGCCGGCGUAGAGGUUCCGGUCAAUCUGAUCAUGUGCUUCGAGGGCAUGGAGGAGAACGGGUCAGAGGGGCUGGAUGAGACGAUUCGCGCGGAAGCGAAGGGUUUCUUCAAGGAAGCCGACGCGGUCUGCAUCUCGGACAACUAUUGGCUGGGCACAGAGAAGCCCUGCUUGACGUAUGGCGUCCGCGGCUGCAACUACUACGCCGUCGAGGUCUCUGGGCCCGGACAGGACCUGCACUCUGGCGUAUAUGGCGGCACAACCCACGAGCCUAUGACUGACCUAGUCCGCAUCAUGAACUCCCUUGUGGAUCCUGAUGGUAAGAUCCUAAUCAAGGGCAUCGACGACCUAGUGGCUCCUAUGACCGACGAGGAAGCUGCGUUGUACCCUCCAAUCGCCUUCACUAUGCAAGACUUGCACGAGUCGCUCGGCAACGAAGUAUCCAUCUUCGAUAACAAGGACGAUGCGCUCAAGCACAAGAUGCGGUACCCAUCGCUCUCACUACACGGUAUCGAAGGCGCCUUCUACACCCCGGGAGCAAAGACCGUCAUCCCCGCCAAAGUCAUCGGCAAGUUUUCCAUCCGCACAGUCCCCGACAUGGAAAUCGACGCCGUCAACAAGCUCGUGGAGAAGCACGUCAACGACGAAUUCGCAAAGCUCAAAUCUAAGAACAAGAUGAAGCUAAAUACCGUGCACUGCGGCAAGUGGUGGGUUGAGGACACUAACCACCCCAACUACACUGCUGCGGCAAAGGCUGUCGAGAGGGUGUUUGGCGUUAAGCCAGAUAUGACGAGGGAGGGUGGCAGUAUCCCCGUUACACUGACGUUCCAGGAGGAGCUGGGCAAGAAUGUGUUGCUGUUGCCGAUGGGGAGCUCGACAGAUGCGGCGCAUUCGAUUAAUGAGAAGUUGGAUAAGAGGAAUUAUAUUGAGGGGACGAAGCUGCUGGGAGCUUACCUGCACUACGUCGCGGGAGAGCUCAAGCGUGCCUAA
This is a messenger RNA of Trematosphaeria pertusa, 1431 nucleotides long. Its product is annotated as CNDP dipeptidase. Gene Ontology annotation, biological process: proteolysis. The record is from RefSeq and is a predicted model, not a curated record. The transcript has 2 exons. Bases 1 to 1431 code for a protein of 476 amino acids. Lineage: Eukaryota; Fungi; Ascomycota; Dothideomycetes; Pleosporales; Trematosphaeriaceae. Gene Ontology annotation, molecular function: metallodipeptidase activity.